AUGCCACGCAGCGCGGGAACCUGGGCUUUAGCUGCAGCCGCCGCUGGCGGACCGCUGCAGCCGCCGCUGGCGGACCGCUGUGGGCCCGCGGUGCCGGGCGCGGGGGCGCCGACAUCGCGCCGCGCGUACGUGGGCAACUUGGGCGCGCUGGGCGCGGACCGCCGCCGCGGGGCAGCCGUCUUCGCGGGCGCGCGCGCGCCCUGCGAAGGGGCGGGCCUCGCCGUGCACGACCGCUCAGAGGCCCCGCCCGCCGUGGGCGGCCUGGGCGUUGAGCUCGACGCCGAGAGGCGCGAGGCGCGACUCACGGCGGCCCGCUACUGGCGGCUGAACGCGGGGCUACGCUGGUUGCUGGCGCGGCGGGACGUCUCGACAUAUAUGGUGGAGGCCUUCGUAGGCGACUGCGCGAGCGUCGGCCUGCUGGUCCGCCAGACCAUUUCCGUGCUCCGUGCGGCGUAG
Messenger RNA from Prorocentrum cordatum, 456 nucleotides. NCBI's taxonomy places the organism in Eukaryota, Dinophyceae, Prorocentrales, Prorocentraceae. The record is from the annotation of a GenBank genome assembly.